AUGUCAAGUUCGCCUUCAGAUUUUGAUAGCGAUGUGGAUUUUUCUGACGAUUCAGAUCUAGAUAUAAGUGAAGGAGCAGGGGUUGCCAAAAUUUCAAGUGGCGCUCAAGUUGAUAAGCCAGCAGAACCAAAACAAUUAGAAAUUCCCGUUAAAGCUGAACCCAUCAUUACUCAGAUAGUAGAAGAAAUAAAGCGAAUUUUACCCCCAAAGCCUCAAAAGCCAAAAACUGCCAAAGCAAAAGCCCGCCGUUCAUUAAGCCUCAGCAGAAUUCCAUUGCUAAAUAAAGAAACCAUAAACAAAGACACAUAUGAUAUUGAGAAACUUCUGAAUCCAAAAGUCCAAAAAGCAGCACUCCAAACUUUAGGCUUAGAAAAGCAAAUUUCUCUUCCAAAAAGUUUCAAUUUGAAUUUAGAAAACGAAACAAAGCCAACCCCAAAAGUUACUGAUGUCGCUAACCGCCUCUUAGAGAACUGGGAAAAAGUCAAGGCAAAAAAAUUAGCAAAUAGAGCACAAUCAGACCAAAAGGAGAUGGAGCAGUGCCCAUUUAAACCUAAAAUAAAUAAUACUGAAGCCAAAAACCGAUCACAUGAUGAGUUUUACGAAGAUAUGAAAAAGUAUUUAGAUGAAAAACUAAAAAAAAUAAAAAAUAAACAAGACGAAAAUGAAGAGCUUAUCAGAACCAAAAGCUUAGAACUGCCUUUUACACCUUUACUGUGUGCAUAUUCAUUGAAAAUUGAGUCAGCGAAAGCAGAAAAUACCAUGCCUAGGCACGAAAGACUUUAUCAGCUUCACAAAUCAAAAGAUAACCAAAGCCUGCAAAGUAUUCUGCGAGACAAAUCAUUUGCUUCAACCCAAAUGACCCAAUCAACUGAUGACUCCCAGGUUUUAUUCCACCCUACAGUGAAUAAAAGAUCCAAAGAAUUAGUGAGAGACAGCUCAGUUGAAAAUAUUUUAUAUCAAGAUGCCUUAAGAAGACAUCACAAAAGUGUUGACGCUCCAGCUCCUCGAGUCCCUGAUAAAGUCAUAUGCAGCAACUCAGAAAAAGUACUAAUAGAAAAACUGAAAAAUGAAUUUGAAGAUGAGUGGAAUCUUGUUGAUAUUGAUGAUACAAAUAUCGUCACAUAUUCAAGAAUGCUGGAAAUACUUAGAAGCAUGUAUUUCUUAUUGAAUCCGAAAAAACAAGAAGAAGCAAGGCUGCUUACAUUAGAUCUUUGGAAAAUUUUAGAAUCAAGCUAUACGCCAGUGAAUAAAGAGUCACUAGUAGUAGCACUUAUUGCGAUUAUGGGAUUUUAUCAGGAAUGGAUGAAUGAUGAAGAAAAGUUUCCUAAUAGGUUGAAUCUUUCUAAAGAGCAAGCGAAAAAACUUCAUUUUAGGAAUUCCUUACUCUAUGAGAACAGAUUGUCUGUUGUAAAUAAAAGCACUAUCAAUAAAACAUAUAGGGAAAACUAUGAUUUUUCAUUUAAGCCUCAAAUAUGCGCACAGUCAGAAAGGUUAGUUACGUCUUCAGUUGACAAAAAGCUGAGGAUAAUUAAAUAUGGCGUCUUAGUGUUUCGCGGUCGGCUAUGCUGAUUUCUUUUGAGGGCAUAUUUUAAUUAUAUCCGGCAAGUUUUUCCAUACAAAAAAUCGAAAAAAAAAUGCUAGGCAAGCAAUUCUUGAUGUAUUAGAGCCUAGCCCAAGACUGCUUUAAAGGAUCGAUUUUCACCUCAAGGGCAAGAGUUACUGAAGCUUAAAAGGGUCUACCAGCAAUAUCUACAGCAAUGCCUAGAUCAAUCGGGCACUUCAUCAGCGUGAAACCAGAAAUUACGACUUGGGCUACGUAUAACUCUUUUUGACGAGAGUCAACUAAAAAUUCUAUUUUGGGGAUUUUUGUGUGGACAACCGUUGUUUCCCUACUCAUCAGCCUCAGCAAGCCACACAAAUCCGAAGACUGCCCGCUCAAAACUUGAGCCGAAAGGCAAGGAGGAGACACUGCCAUCCCUGGUAGAUGACACUGUCGCAAAGUGGUUGACUCGCCUGAAUCUGAGAUCCUCGGUAUUGCGUUAAAUUAGGGCGAUAGUUUGUCUAUUAAUAAGCUAAGUUAAGAGACAAAAAGCCGAGGAAUUCAGAUUCACUAGCAGUUGAGCUGUAUAGAGAAAGGGUAAAACUCCAACAGAAACAAGACGCUUUAAAACAAAAAUUCAGUGAAUUAGAGCUUAAAGACUGCACCUUUGCCCCUAGAGUAAAGGAAUUGCCUAAAUCUUAUCAGCAGGCUAAAAUAACAGACAAAGAAACACUAUCAAAAGACUACAAAAACCUCAUAAGCUCUGCUCCUACAAAAGUCGAAAGAACUGCUGCAUUGUUUUCUUUGGCAUCUUUGGAAAAAAAUAGAAAGGAAAAUAACUAUAAGCCUUAUGAAGAACAAGAAGAGGAAAAAAAUAAAGAAGAUCUGACGUUCAAGCCUAAACUGUAUCAGAGAGAAAAAAUUGAUGAAGAUAAAGAAAAGCAUGCUGGGGUACAAGAAACAGUGGAAAGAAUUGUAAAAGCAAGAAGAGAUAGAGAAAUAGUAAAAGCAUGAAGAGAAAAAGGAUGGACUAGGUCUCCUGAGUCUCGCCAAGCUGAAGCUAAAGAAGAAACGAGAGGCAGAAAUCCUUUAAGGCCUCCACAAAAAGUCCCUGAUAAAAGUGUCAAAGAUAAAGAAACUAAAAAGAUACCCAAAGAAGAAAAAGCGAAAAAAAUCCCUAUCAAAAGGCCAUUUCCCAAGCCUCAAAAUAAGCUGCCUCUUUCUAAAGCUAAAGAAGAAAAGCCUAAGCCAGUAGCUAAGCCAAUAGAAAGCCUAGAAAAUUCAAAAGACUCUAUAGACUCUCACAAUUCGAUAUCUACAGCAUCAUCAGAAAUCCAUGCUGAGUGCCUAAAUAACUCCGGCUCCAGCUUAGAAAAUGGUAAAUUUAUCUCAAAUGAAGUCAUUUACGAAGACGAAGAAAUGGAAAACACUUCAGAAGAAGGAGACCUUCAUCAAGAAAGCACUGAAAAUCAAGACCAAGAAGGAAUAGAAAGCGAAGAAAGCUCUUACUCUGAUGAGGAUGAAAAUACGUUUAACAUAGAAAUCAACCUAGGAAAUGGCAAGACUGAGUAUUUAGCAAUAACAAAAGGAGUAGACCCAGAAGAUUCUGUUAGAGAGUUCUCAGCAAAGCAUGGGAUUACAGGAGAAGCAGAGGCAAAAAUUCUACAGCUGGUGAAAAAUCUUCCUAGUGAAUCCUAA
Blepharisma stoltei is the source of this 3238-nucleotide messenger RNA. Lineage: Eukaryota; Ciliophora; Heterotrichea; Heterotrichida; Blepharismidae. The record is from the annotation of a GenBank genome assembly.